Molecule: messenger RNA, 1219 nt
Organism: Manis pentadactyla (Chinese pangolin)
Lineage: Eukaryota; Metazoa; Chordata; Mammalia; Pholidota; Manidae
Product: ubiquitin-conjugating enzyme E2 N-like
Exons: 1
Coding region: 59-487 (142 amino acids)
Biological process (GO): DNA damage tolerance; protein K63-linked ubiquitination
Cellular component (GO): nucleus
Molecular function (GO): ubiquitin conjugating enzyme activity
Source: RefSeq, a predicted model, not a curated record
CAUUAAAAAGAGUGAGGUACUGAGACUAGACCAGAGGCCAAACUCGGGAUCUGACAAGAUGGCUGGGCUACCCCGCAGGAUUAUCAAGGAAACCCAGUGUUUGCUGGCAGAACCAGUUCCCGGCAUUAAAGCAGAACCAGAUGAGAGCAACGCUCGUUAUUUCCAUGUGGUCAUUGCUGGUCCUCAGGAUUCCCCCUUUGAGGGAGGGACUUUUAAACUUGAACUAUUCCUUCCAGAAGAAUACCCGAUGGCAGCCCCUAAAGUACGUUUCAUGACCAAAAUUUAUCAUCCUAAUGUAGACAAGUUGGGAAGAAUAUGUUUAGAUAUUUUGAAAGAUAAAUGGUCCCCAGCACUGCAGAUCCGCACAGUUCUGCUAUCGAUCCAGGCUUUGUUAAGUGCUCCCAAUCCAGAUGAUCCAUUAGCAAAUGAUGUAGUGGAGCAGUGGAAGACCAACGAAGCCCAGGCCACAGAUACAGCUAGAGCAUGAACUAGGCUAUAUGCCAUGAAUAAUAUUUAAAUCGAUCUGAUCAUCAAGUGUGCAUCACUUCUCCUGUUCUGCCAAGACUUCUUCCUUUUUUGUUUGUGUUUAAUGGACACAGUCUUAGAAACAUUACAGAAUAAAAGCCCAGACAUCUUCAGUCCUUUGGUGAUUAAAUGCACAUUAGCAAAUCUAUGUCUUGUCCUGAUUCACUGUUGUAAAGCAUGAGCAGAGGCUAGAAGUAUCAUCUGGAUUGUUGUGAAAAGUUUAAAAGCAGUGGCCCCUCUCUGCUUUUAUUCAUUUCCCCCAUCAUGGUUUAAGUAUAAAGCACUGUGAAUGAAGGUAGUUGUCAGGGUUAGCUGCAGGGGUGUGGGUGCUUUUCUUUAUUUUUUGGGGGUGGGUGGGUAGUUCUAAUUGUAAUGGGCUCCUGUCCUCCCCUUUAUGGUGAUCUAAUUGCAUUGGUUAAAAGCAGCUAACCAGUUCUUUAGAAUAUGCUCUCUAGCCAAGUCUAACUUUAUUUAGAUACUGCAGAUGGCCAAGCUUGAUUGUUUGAACCAAAAUGGGAACAUUAAACAUCACAGCCCUCACUAAUAACAUUGUGACUUUGCUGUCAAGUGUAGAAUCCUCCCUUCAAGAAAAAGCUUGUGACCAUUUUGUAUGGCUUGUCUGGAAACUUCUGUAAAUUUUAUGUUUUAGUAAAAUAUUUUUUGUUAUUCUAAAAAAAAAAAAGUUAGGUAGAUC